Molecule: messenger RNA, 1836 nt
Organism: Phoenix dactylifera (date palm)
Lineage: Eukaryota; Viridiplantae; Streptophyta; Magnoliopsida; Arecales; Arecaceae
Product: protein ETHYLENE INSENSITIVE 3-like
Cellular component (GO): nucleus
Molecular function (GO): DNA binding; DNA-binding transcription factor activity
Source: RefSeq, a predicted model, not a curated record
AUGUCAGGCGAGCAAAUAAUGGAAAGCUACACAAUGCCCUCCACUUCUGCCGCUUCCCCUGAUGCCUUGCUUGAAGAUGGUGCGAUCAACGACGAAGUGGAGAUGAAAAUGCUUCAAGAGAGGAUCCAAAGUGACAAAGCUUCACUGCAGCUCUUGAAGGAGAAAACGAGGCAGCAAGCAAAUCGAAAAAAGCAACGCGAGCUGCAAGAACUAGCACGGAGGAGGAAGGCGACGAAACUGCACAAUAAGAUUUUGGCUUCCAUGGUAAAACUUGUGCAGGAAGACCUUGCACAAGGAUACUCCUUUGGCAUUAUAACAAACCAUGGCAAGUCGAUAGUUGCUUCCUCUGACAACCUUCGAGAAUGGUGGAAGGAGAAGGUGAAGUUCCAGGUGAAUGCCCCUAGGGCUAUCGAAAGGUUCAAGAAGAGGAACCCAAUCCUCGUAUCAAGUAGCAACAAUAACUCUGAGACUUCCAUCCCUGGUGCAUUGAAGCAGCUAACAGAUACUAUAUUGAGCUCAGUCAUUUCGGCUCUUACGCCGCAUUGCGACCCUCCGCAGCGAAGAUUCCCGAUAGAGAAGGGUGUUCCGCCACCAUGGUGGCCUAGUAUGAUGGAAGAAUGGUGGCCCAAGUUGGGCUUCCCAGUGGAUCAAUUACCUCCUCCCUAUAAGAAGCCGCACGACUUGAAGAAAGGUUGCAAGAUUAACGUCCUCAUGGCCAUGAUCAUGCACUUACUUCCCGACACCCAGAAGAUUCAUGAGCUUGUAAGCAAAUCGAAAUCCCUUCAAGAUCGGAUGAGCAUGAAAGAAAGCCAGCUUUUCUCCUCUGUGCUUUGCCAGGUAAGUAGGCUUUACCAGCCUAUGCAAUCUUCAGCUAUUCCUGAUGAUGACGACGACGUUGGCUCCAGCAGCAGAGCUAGUCGGUAUGAGGUUGAAGCAUGUGAUGGAGGCUCUCAUGAUGACAUAGUGAGUUUCGGCAUGGUUGGUGAGAAUAUCUUUGGUUUGAAUGCUUCUGGUGAGAUGGAGGGCAUCCCAGUUUCAGCUCCUUUGGAGAACAACCAAUGGAUGGAGUUUGCUCAGCACAGUACUAGAUCAGAUCAGCCACAGUUCCUGAAUCAUGAUUGGAGGAAUGCUCAACAAAAUACUUGGCCAAAUUGCAAUGUCGUGGCUCAAAAUCCUCAAGUUACUGGGCUAGCUCAGAAUCCUCAGGUUACCGGGCUAGCUCAGAAUCCUCAGGUUACUGGGCUAGCUCAAAAUCCUGAAGUUACUGGGUUAAGUCCUCUUGGCUCAAAUUCUGGUCCUGUGAACGUCUCUGGUCCCGGUAAUUCAGAUGAUGGGCAAACUUUAAUAGGUGGUAUGAUGAGGUUUUCUAAUAAUGAUAUUAAUCAGGGCAACAACUUGGUGGUUCAACAAGGUCCAGCAACUGUGAACAACAACAUGAACGUUGCUCAGCCAAUAUUUACAAGCAGUCCUGGUAUUUACCACCUGACAGUCGCUGGAAAUACGCGUAUGUUUCAGCAGAAACCUAGCAUGGAUUCAUGUCCUCUUCAACAGCUAACUGGGAUGCAGAGAAGCAGCAACCUUGGACAAGGUAUUGGAACGAACAACCAGAUGACUCAAGCUAACAACCUCAAUCAAACCGAGAUGUACCCAAAUGAAAAUAUUGCAUUUGCACCUAGAUUUGGGAAACAGCCUAAUGGUGCAAUUCUUAACCUAGACUAUGCUACUAUUGCCAACUUCUCCACGAUGGAGGACACCAGUGCUUUCUCUGGCAGAGUUGAGGAGGGGAUGCUGAUGCAAGACAGUAGUUAUUCCUGGCCAACAAAUUUUGGUUUUUAG